Molecule: messenger RNA, 781 nt
Organism: Paramecium pentaurelia
Lineage: Eukaryota; Ciliophora; Oligohymenophorea; Peniculida; Parameciidae
Source: the annotation of a GenBank genome assembly
UAUAUUUUAAAAUUUGUAAGAGAUUAUCAGAUAGUGAAACUCAUUUUACUAAUUAAAUGAAAGCUUACAGAGGUUUAGGUGAAUGUCUAUUAAGAAUCUAUCCAAAAUUAAGUUAAUUGUACUUCACGAAAUAUUUGAUGGCAGCUUGGAAAAUAAAAUAAAAGAAUGAUGAAUUACUAGCAUAUGAAUUAUUAGGAAAGUAUUAUUUUUAUGUUGGAUAAAUUGAGAAAACCAAACUCUUUCAUGAAAGAAUGAUUAAUGGAAAUUGUGAGGUAAUCUAUAUUAUUUUUAUUAGGAUGAAAAUUCAAGAGUUCGUUUGUUAGCCUUGAGUAGAUUAGAAUAAGGAAGUUUAUCAAAUAAGAUUAAUAAAGAUCAUCUAAUUUUUGAUAUAGAAUAAGUAUCAUCAGAUGAUGAAUGUUAUGAAAUUGUAUUUCCAUAAACAUCUGACAAUAUCCAUUAGAAAUAUUAUGUUGAUAAAUAUUUUCAAAAGAAAAUACGAGACAUUAAAGUCAUUAAAGAUACAGCAAACUUAAACAUUCGAUAAACUGAAAGAAAAUAUAAUUCUUAAUUUCUAUCAAAUGAAAUUUUCGAGCCAUCUAGAGUUAAAGUUUCAAAUCCUCAUCAAAGUCUUGGGUCUAUUAAGGACAAGGUCUUAAUGAGUCAUUAUGACCCCAAAUAGAAAAUUGGAAAUGUAUUAAUACAUAGCUUUGGCCAGUGAUAAAACUGGCUUUAAUAAUUCACCAAGAUAUGAAGGUUUAUAUAAUAAGUAUAGAUUAUAAAC